AUGGACGAAGAAGUUCCGAUGGAUCUGGUGGAUGACCAGUUUGAUGAUGUCUCCAUCGAAGAUGCACCCCUCGAAGAUGUUGAAUCUUUCUAUAAUCCGGAUGGCUAUGUUGAUUGCGAAGAAGAUGAUGUUGUACCAACUAAUGAACAUUUUCGUGCUGAAAAUCGAUAUAAACCAAGUCUUCGCACACCAAGAGAGUUGCCAACAAUUCGGGAGGAAAACCGAGAAGAUAUUCGGUCGAAUACAAGUUCUCGAGUUACUACUCGUCCUCCAAGUGUGUUGAGUGACAAGUCAAAUGAUUUGUCGAGUCAAUUCGGAUUUCAGAGUGGAGGUAAUGCUAUCGAUCAAUACACUGAUAAGUUUUUCGCUGAUGAUAACCGAGCAGAGCGGCUAUUUCCUGAAAGUGAGCUGAUUAAUAAGUUUGCAUCACCAGCCAGAGAUAAGCAAAACUCGUGGGAACCAUCCGUUUGCCACUAUGAAAAGCAGCCGACUCCUGAAGUGCAGAAUAAUUCUCCAGGGCUUAUUUUUGCCAAUUUGAGUUCAAAAAAAGAUCCAUUCGCUCAACGAAAGCAGGACGUAAGUCGAGUUGGAAAGGCUUCUGCCGAAAAAGUGAACGAUGAAAACGAACCUACGAGUAGGAGGAUUUCCCCUGAAAGAAAUAUCUUCACAACAUCUCCGAUGAAUUCGACAAAGUUUCUCGAAGAAAAGACAAGUACACCCAAAAGACCCGGUGGAAAUCGUAUCGGUCAACGUGGUUUGCCAUCUCUUGAGUUUUCAACGAUCUAUGAAUAUAGUCCACAACGCGCUUCCGGUACUCCAAGAAAUUAUCAAACCCGGCACCCAACAAAUCCUAUCACCCCGAACACAGCGACAACAUCCGACACCCUACUUUCCUAUAGGACGAUCAAUGAUUCAAUUGUAGCGAAAGUUCUUAGUGGAGAGAAUACUGAUAAGAAUCUGCUCGAUGCUCUUGAGGAAAUUCGAAAGAAACGACAGAAUCAACCUUCUAAACCGAAUUUCGUGUUAUCCACGAAAGGAGCCAAGCCGCAAUUUUCUCAACAAAAAACAUCAACAACUCAAAGUUCUGUAUCAAAUAAGCAGUCAACUUCCAAUUCUUCAUUUAACGGUACAUCAGCUUCCCAGAGCGUUUCGAACUAUCGUAAAUCUCAAGAAUCCCAGCGCAAUGGUGCCACUACGGCCGAACUGAACAACUCUAACACAACUAAUUUCACGAGUAACUCGAGUAGACUGUCGACGGCAAAAAACGAUCGUUCUUCUCGUCAGCGAGGUGGAUUCUCAGAUUCGUCUGUGAGCACUGUCGUCCCAAUUAGCAACUCGACAACCACUAUUCAAAAUAGUCGGGGUGGACGCGAUUCAGUGAGCUCAGUUCGAACUAUAUCACGUGCUUCUUCGACUAUGACAGUUGGUGGAAGUUACGCCCAAACAUCUUCUGGAACAAUGAAACCAUUGAAAAUCCACGCGACGAGAAUAGCUUUUGGUGUCGUUCCACAGAAUGAGACAUUGACAAUCGAGAUUGAAAUUGAGAAUAUAUCUGAACGGCCAUGUCAAGUUCGUUCGACUAUUGACAGCGCAAAAUCAGAAGUACAGAUUCUCGAUAACAAAAUGGCUAUGAUAGAUCCGAAGAAAAGUACGAAACUUCGUGUUGCAUUUACUCCAACUUUGAUUGGCCGUUAUAACAUGUUUCUUAAAGUUGAAGUCCCCGCACAAAAUUUCACUCAAAGUAUCCCAAUAUGGGGUUAUGGCGGAUUCGCGAAAAUUACACCAUUCUCUGAAACAGAUCUUCGACCAACUGAUAAUGCAUCUGAGUUCGUGAUGAAGGCGUCAAAUAUGAAACGUAUAACGUUCAAGUUGAAUAACAGUGGAAAUCGGACAGGUUUCGCGCUAAUGACAGUUUACGAUUCAGCGAUGAGACCAGUUCCAAACGACUUUGUUAACUUUUAUCCAGCCCGAGGAGUUGUCGUUCAUAGACAGUGUGACAAACGUGUUGAGGUUCGAAUUGAUACUUCAUAUCUUGGUCAUUAUGACGAAUUAUCAAAUCAUCGAACGUCUUCUGCAAUGUCUACUGCUUCGACUUCUUCAAUGGCAUCAUGUCGAAAACGAGCAAUUCCUGGUACUGAUUUCGUUGUACAAGUUGCUUGGGGAGAGGAGACUAUUAGAGAAAGGCUACGAUUGUUGGAAAUCAGAACAGGGCGCCAUCAGAUAAUCGAUGGCCAAGACUUUACAUCACAUCAGUUCGCUGAUGAAAAGGCCGCCGUACAUCCAGCUGGAUGUCCGACUAUUAUUGACGAGGAUGCUGAUCUAUUUGCAUCUUCCUACAACACAUUUUUCAUCAACAUAUUCCCGUCGCCAUCGGGUCUCAAAGCUUUCCAAGCCGCUUCAGUACAUUUACCAAAGGCUACCAAUAGUGAUGUAACUGUUCUUGAAACAUCCGCUUUCCGACAGAACACUUUUGUCAGCGACGCCACAAUGAUGUCGAGACAAACAAAACGAAUGUAG
Caenorhabditis remanei is the source of this 2517-nucleotide messenger RNA. RefSeq lists its product as uncharacterized. The transcript has 8 exons. NCBI's taxonomy places the organism in Eukaryota, Metazoa, Nematoda, Chromadorea, Rhabditida, Rhabditidae. Gene Ontology annotation, cellular component: cytoplasm; centriole; pericentriolar material. Gene Ontology annotation, biological process: centrosome duplication; centriole replication; protein localization to centrosome. The record is from RefSeq and is a predicted model, not a curated record. Bases 1 to 2517 code for a protein of 838 amino acids. Gene Ontology annotation, molecular function: protein kinase binding.